CCCGUAAAGGAAAGCAGGCGUUUCAGUUUGUACCAAGCGAAGCGGCCAGCGUUCUCCGCACCAGACAGCACACAAAGAAUUGUUUUGAUAAAUUAUAAUAUUAACAGUAGUUAAAUAAAAGGCAGAUGAUUUAACGCACAGAAAAUCGAUUUACUUACUACCUUAGUGUACGUUGUGUAGUGGUUUUGAGUUUUGUACUGUUAGAGGAGAAACUACCAAAGGAAAAUACUUUCAUUUUUAUUGAAUCUGCCGGAGUGGAGCCGAAAGUAAGCGAAACAACACUUCCGUGUUAACAAAAAGACGUCGCAGCCACUGCAGCCCGUACUGGGAUGGUGUUUUUUUAAAGAUUAUGUGUAGAAGACUGGAGAAGAAGAUGUACUUUGUUUCCGUUUAUUCCUUCAAGGCGGAAAACCACCAAACUUAAGUUACUUCAAGUUGGAUAUAUAUUUAACUUAACAGCAAGUCUGCCCCUGACGGAUUACGUAUGAGCUACACCUGGAAGCUUGCGAUUUUAGUUGCGUUUUAAGCUGGAAUCGUCUUCAAGAUCGGAUCUCAUUCUUUUUGCUCCUUUUCCUGGUCGCUUACUUGGAUGUAGUACAGUUGGCGCUUUAGCUUUUUUUGCUUAGUUUUUGGGGGGGGCGGGGGGAUGGCUCCACUAUUGGAGUAUAUGUGUUACUGAAUAUCACUUUUUGCUUGACAAGUUAGUUUAGAUAUACACCUAAUAAAAAAAAUCUUACAUAUAAAGAACAGAUCAGCUAGUCAGGCUGGUUGAUAAAUGCCGAGCACGGAGGCGGCACAGGAAGGUCGGAAGCCCCGGCUGGAGAGGACUUUAGGUACGGGAGCCGAGGUGCCCAAGCGCCGCGAGAAGCGUCGCUCAGCCUCCUCUAAACGCCGUAGGAGCCGUCACGGCCGAUCAAGACUACCGCUAUCUCUUCGAACAGACGAGCCCGGCAGCGACCGUCGAUCCUUUCCACAAAGGGACGGCGACCCACGCACUCAAGUUGAGUACGACGAUGUGAGUUCACAGUCGGAGAGAUUCUCGGGCAGUCCUUCUCCCAAGCCCGAUACCCGCGACCACCGGAUUCUUAUGCAACCGAACAACUGUGACACUGUGCCAGGGGAAAGCCGGCGAUCGCGUAAGGAGCACCAUCGCCAUGCGGUCAGUAAGGAGCAUCGCCACAGUAGUAAUAGCAGCAGCAGCCGAGCAACCCGCGAUAGAGAGCGGUCCAAAUCCCGAAAGCACGCCAAGGAUGAUGGCCGAACUAGUGACAGUAACGGCAAAAAGAAAGUCUCUCUACCACUUUCCAGUCUCUUGGAAGCAAAGGUGAACAAAAGCAGUCGGUCCAAGACUGACAAAGAAGCACCCUUUGCUUAUAAGGACACCCCAAAAGCAUAUAGGGCAAAAGAGGAACCCCGGGCCUACAGGAAGAAGAAUUCGCUAAGCCCCAGUUUUAAGGAGGAUAGUCCGUACGGUGGGGCAUACAACCAGGGCUACGGCUACCAGUCUCCAGCGAGUGGCUACACUCAGUUCGGAAGUAAAAGAAGCCCCAACAGCUAUGGCAGCAAGAGGAGGUCACCCAGUCCGAAUUACUACGCAGGUAGGGAGGCGGACUUCUACAGCACCAGUCACCCUGCUAGCCCCCCGCCAGUGUAUGCGGCCCGAAGGCAGAAGUCGAGCAGUCCAUACAGCUGGCGUCGUUCCCCAAGCUAUGGCCGACACAGUCCUUACGAGCAGGGAGAGUUGGCAGCCAGUCCUUACAGCCGAGGCCGCCGUUCCAAGAGCCCCUACAGAAGAUCGUACAGUCGUAGCCCGGACUCCAGGAGAGCUGCAAAAUCUGUGAGCCGUAGCCCAUAUUCCACGAGGCAUUCUCGUUCACGCAGCCGGCAUCGGCAUUCCCGGUCACGUAGCCGUCACUCCAGCAUCUCUCCAAGUACCCUCACUUUUAAGAGUAGCCUAGCAGCCGAACUGAGUAAACAAAAAAAGGCUAAGGCAGCAGAGGCAGCACGUUCAGCAACCAAGAACUCCAGCGCAUCCACGCCCACCAAGAGCACUAGCAUCACUGCUACUCCCCUUCCUGCAAUCCAACCUAUUUCUGCCAAUCAUAUUAAAGAGCUGAAGAAGACCAAAUCUGAAAGACCACCUUCCCCGCCACCUGAGAAACCUGUGAAGACAAAGGUGCCAGCUGUAGAGGUUCCAUGUGAGGUUUUGACCCCUGUGGAAAGGCCUAGUAAACGAGCAGUUGCCGCUGUGGCUUCCAAAGAAAGAAGUAAAGAGCAACUGAAGCCAGCAAAGGAAAAGAAAAAGCACCCAGUAGUUAGUGCUCCAGUAGUGAAGGAAAAAGAAAAGGCAGUUUUUACCCCAACCUCUACUCUGCCUCCUCUGCCUCUACCUCCACUGCUUCUUGAGGAUCUGGAGGCUACAAGCAGCUCCAAAGAAAGCCUUAAUUUAAAGCCUGCAAAAAAGACGUCAGAAAGGAAACCUCGUCACAUACUCAAUGAUCUUCCUCUGCCGCCUGAACUUCCAGGAGCAGACUCCUCUUCUCCAAACAUUCAGGAGGAUAAAAAAGCAUCCGCUACAGCAGUAUUAAAACGAAGGCCAAAAAUUUGUGGUCCCCGUUUUGGAGAAAUAAAGGAAGCAGAGAUUGACUGGGGUAAAAGGUGUGUGGACAAGUUUGAAAUUAUUGGAAUAACUGGAGAAGGCACUUAUGGGCAAGUUUAUAAGGCAAAAGACAAGGAUACAGGUGAAAUGGUUGCACUGAAAAAAGUCCGCUUAGAUAAUGAGAAAGAAGGAUUUCCUAUCACAGCUAUUAGGGAAAUCAAAAUCCUGCGGCAGCUUAACCACAAGAGCAUCAUUAAUAUGAAGGAAAUAGUAACAGAUAAAGAAGAUGCUUUGGACUUUAAGAAGGAUAAAGGUGCAUUUUAUUUAGUGUUUGAAUACAUGGACCAUGACUUGAUGGGUCUCCUGGAAUCAGGAUUAGUACAUUUUAAUGAAUGUCAUAUAAAGUCUUUCAUGAGGCAAUUAAUGGAAGGACUUGACUAUUGCCACAAGAAGAACUUCCUGCAUAGAGACAUAAAAUGUUCUAACAUUCUGUUGAAUAACAGGGGGCAGAUUAAGCUAGCAGAUUUUGGAUUGGCCCGACUGUAUAAUUCAGAAGAAAGCCGUCCAUAUACCAAUAAAGUAAUAACAUUGUGGUACAGGCCUCCUGAACUUCUGUUAGGGGAAGAGAGAUAUACACCUGCUAUUGAUGUCUGGAGCUGUGGAUGCAUACUUGGAGAGCUGUUCACUAAGAAACCUAUUUUUCAAGCAAAUCAGGAGCUUGCUCAACUUGAACUUAUAAGUCGUAUUUGUGGAAGCCCAUGCCCUGCUGUGUGGCCAGAUGUAAUUAAACUUCCAUAUUUCAAUACAAUGAAACCAAAGAAGCAGUACCGUCGACGUCUUAGAGAGGAAUUUGUAUUCAUACCCACAACUGCAUUAGAUCUGUUUGAUCAUAUGCUUGCAUUGGAUCCAAGUAAACGAUGCACUGCUGAACAGGCCCUUCAGAGUGAUUUCUUAAAGGAUGUUGAUCCUGCAAAAAUGCCUACUCCUGACCUCCCAUUAUGGCAAGACUGCCAUGAAUUAUGGAGCAAAAAACGCAGACGACAGAAGCAAAUGCCAGAUGAAAUGAUUGCUCCAAAACUUCCCAGAAAGGAUCUUGCUUUUGGCAUGGAUGAUAGCAGAAACAGUACUCCACAAGGGUUUCCGUCAGUUCAGCACAAGUCUCAGAGUGGUACUAAUAUUGGACUAGAUUUAAAAGCAGCUGGACCCCAACUGAGCCAGGAACAGUUAUCAAUUUUGUUGAACCUCCUCCAGUCAAAAACCACUGUUAGCAUGGCUCAGUUUGCCCAAGCAAUGAAUAUCAAGGUAAAUGCAGAAACACUGCAGCAACUGAAUAGUAUGUCUCUUCCACCUGGAAUCUUAACCACAGCGGAAAAGCCACAAGAGCCUCUGCCUCCAGUAUCAAUACAAGAGUCAACAAAGGGGACAGCUGGGACCGUACCAGCAGCAACCUCAGCCACCCGUACACCUCAGCAGCAAGCCCAGCUGAAAACCGAUGGAGAUGCACCUCCCACAGCAAUCCAGAGUGCAUUUACAGUUUUACUUACUCAACUACUCAAGGUCCAACAGAUGCACAAGAAGGAUGGUGUCCUUCCUGAGGGAGACGUGGCUUCUGGAAAUAGUGUACCUCAGGAGAUCGUACAGCUUCCAGAGCCUAGUCCAUCACUUUCACAAGAUUCAAAUGAAGAUGAUGAGGAUAAUGAAGUUCCACUACAGAAUAUAAAUGCCCCAGAGCCUCCUGUCAUCCUGCCCCCAGAUCAGCGUCCUCCUGAGCCUCCUGAACCCCCUCCUCCUACUGAGGAUCUGGACUAUCGUGCCGAGCUGCACCAGCAAGGAGUGGUUAACAUGGGAACUUCCGAUUCUCAGAUGAGUGUGAAGACUGCUGUGCUGCCACAUUUGUCUCAGAACAACAUACAGGAGCCGGAAUAUCAGCCCAGCAAUGAUUAUAGGAACACCUUUCUAAUGUCCUCAUUCACGUCCAGCAGCUAUGUGAAUGAGGGCUUUUCUGCAAGCUAUCUUGGGCCUAGGGAGAGAGAGACAUUUUUGAGUGGUCUAGGCAGCGGACUGGCACCUCAUUCUCUAAGGGAAAUGUUUAGCAGCAGUGCUUUAUCUCACACUGGAGGCAGUGGGAGACCGCAUACUCCAGGUUAUCCAGAGCCAUUCUCUAACACUUUGAGCAGUGGCUAUGGAGACAGUAUCAGUUACACUGGUGGGGCUUCAACAGCGAUGCUGUUCAGCGGCGACAAGGACCACCGAUUUGAAUACAGUACUAGCCCUUUGCCAGUGCUUUCAGACAGCUCUGAAAAUACACAUACCGCAGGUAUGACUCUGUCAGGGAAUAUCCACAGUUACAACCAUGGAAUGAACAGACUUGAAAGCAUGCCACAUGGAGGACCCACACACGGACAGAACUGGGUAUCUCCAUCACAAGCUGGUGUCUACUCCCAGGGAUACAGAGCUCAUCUGAAUGCAGCCUCCUUGAGGGGCAGAGGUCUACCUUAUUAAUUGAUUGUAGAUGACUUUAUAAAUGUUCUCAGGCACAUUUAAAGCUGGGACAAUGGACUUUUUAUUACAACUUAGAGCAUAUUUACAGAUUGAGGAAAGGGUAAGAAAGAAAUGUAAUAAACUAUUUUUUGUACAUUGUCAAAGAGCAGCACUCAUAAGUGGAAACCCGAAUGCUCUUACAGUUUUUCGUAUUCUUUUUAUCCUUUCCAAUGCUGUCCUUUUUUGAAAAGGCAAAUUUAAAUUGUUCUCUUUGAAGUGUACAUUUUAUGAAGCCAGGUUACCAAUUUUAUCUGUUAUAGCUCUUGUUUCCAUUUAAUUGAGUUUGGUUUUAGGCAGGAUAGUAUUAACAUUUUAACUGCUAAACCAGGCAACAAUGAUUGAGAUGAACAUUUCUUUGUAAUUUAUCAGCAAUAUUGUUUUUGGACCAAUUGUAUACCAUACAGCCAAGAAAUCUUAUUAAAAGCACUGGAUAUUUUGGUCUUUUGUUUUAAAAACUAUUUUGUAUAAGGUCACUAUCAGCAUCAAACAUGGCUGCCAGUCGAUUGCAGACAAAAAAAAAACUAUAACGAGAAAUCUUGUAUUUAAACAGAGUACUAGAAUUUACACUGUAGUCCCCUCCCAUUGAUACAUGAGAGUUUACUAAAAUACAUUUUACCUGAUUAAAAAUUUAAAAAAAUAAUUUUUUUGACAAUUUCUGGUAAAAUUUAAAUAAAUGCAGAGGGGGAUUUUGUGCCUAAUAAUUAGGUGUCCAGACUCUCUGGUUUGAGGUUUAAAAAAAAAAAAAAAAAAAAAAAAAAAAGUAUUUCUAUAAAAUUAUUUUGUUUUGUUUGCUUCUUUUUUUAAAUGUCAUUUUGGGCAAUCCAUUGACGGAGUAAUUUAAAUUCUGUUUUAGGAUUUAAUGAGCUCAAAUAAUCUGUGAGGAUUUAAAUUCUUUAUAAAAUGAAAGACUGUUAUCUUCCAAUUUGGCCUCAUUGUUAGGGGUCACUGUGUCAUAUAAUGUUAUUGAAACACUGUAAAUUGUUUGUUUCAUAUUACCCUCUAAUGUUCAGCAGUUUAGCAUUUUAUAUUUUUUACCCCCCAAGGGUGCGAGUUUCCUCCCUUAGCUUGAGCACCCAGUGUGGAAAGAGGAGCGCGAGUCUUCAGCGCGGCCCCAAUUAUGGAGGUGAGGUUCUUGACCUUUAGAGCUUGUUUUCCCCCACGUUAUAUCAGCUGUUUAUAAACCAUAGUAAAGAUCAACAAUAAAACCCUGUGACAUUGA
Erpetoichthys calabaricus (reedfish) is the source of this 6359-nucleotide messenger RNA. RefSeq names its product cyclin-dependent kinase 13 (gene cdk13). The transcript is spliced from 14 exons. The record is from RefSeq and is a predicted model, not a curated record. Gene Ontology annotation, molecular function: cyclin binding; ATP binding; cyclin-dependent protein serine/threonine kinase activity. The coding region runs from base 776 to 5101 and encodes 1441 amino acids. Gene Ontology annotation, cellular component: nucleus; cyclin/CDK positive transcription elongation factor complex. Lineage: Eukaryota; Metazoa; Chordata; Cladistia; Polypteriformes; Polypteridae. Gene Ontology annotation, biological process: protein phosphorylation; transcription elongation by RNA polymerase II; positive regulation of transcription elongation by RNA polymerase II.